GAGCCCGGCCGCACCCGCCGCGUGGACGUGGAGCUGCCCGGUUGCCACGUCCGGCUGGGCCCGGGCGGCCCGGCGGGGCCCGGCCAGGUCAAGGUGAACGGGGUUCUCCGCAACCUGCCGUGGCGGCUGGGCCAGGACCGGGUCCUGCUGUACCGUCAGGGCUGGGACGUGGUGGUCCGCUGCUCCUUCGGCCUCACCGUGACCUUCGACGGCCACAGCCGCCUGGCGGUCACCUUGCCGGCCUGCUACGCGGGCGCCGUGGCGGGGCUGUGCGCCAACUUCAACGGGGACCCGGCCGACGACCUGCUGAUGCCGGGACCCCCGACCCUCGGCCUCGGCCCGGGCCCCGACCCCGACGCCCUGGCCUUCGGCCGCAGCUACAGGGUGCAGAGCCCACCCGGCUGCGGGGAGCCCGGGCCCAGCCCCUGCCCGCACUUCCCCCUCCUGGUCCAGCGGCUGCGGGCCAGCGGCAGCGGCUGCGGCCUCCUCCUGUCGCCCGACGGACCUUUCCGCCUGUGCCAUGGCCGCGUCGACCCCGAGGGCUACUUCCGGGACUGCGUCCUGGACGCCUGCGCUCGCCGCGGGCAGCCCGCGGCCGCCUGCCCGGUGGUCAGCUGCUACGCUUCCGCCUGCCAGGAAGCCGGGGCCACCGUGUACCCCUGGAGGACCGCGCGCUUCUGCAGUCCUCCUUGCCCCCCGCACAGCCACUACGAGGUCUGCGCCGGCUGUCCCGUCACCUGCCACAGUCUGUUCGCCCCGCAGCCGUGCCGCGCACCGUGCCGCGAAGGUUGCACCUGCGACGCGGGCUACGUGCUGAGCGGCGCCGCCUGCGUCCCCCUGGGCCAGUGCGGCUGCGUGCACCGCGGCGUCUACUACCAGCCCGGAGAGCGCUUCUCCCCCGACGGCCGCUGCCGGGAGCGCUGCCUCUGCGGGCCCGGGGGCGCCGUGUCCUGCCGCCCCACGCCCUGCGCCCCGCCCCGGGCCUGCCGCCUGAUCGGGGGCGCUCCCCGCUGCUCCUCGCCCCGCCCCGCCCGGACUGCGCGCUGCCUGCUGGCCGGCGGCCCCCACUACCGCACUUUCGACGGCGCCGCCUUCGACUUUCACGGGACCUGCAGCUACACCCUGGCCCAGACCGGGCCCCGCUGCCCCCGGGAUCUGCCCCGCUUCGGGGUGACCGUGGAGAACGCGCCCGGGGGCGCGGGCCGGGGGGCCCUGACCCGCCGGGUGCUGCUGCGGGUGCACGGCCACAGCUUCGACUUAGCUCGAGGGGACUGGGGCCACGUCACGGUGGACGGCCUCCGCCGCUGUCUCCCGUUCAGCCUGCCCCAGGGCCGCGUCCGCGUCUUCCUGCACGGGGCCAACGUGGUGCUGCUGGCGGCGGGGAGCCUGGUGCUGCUGUACGACCAGGAGUACCACCUGAGCCUGGCGCUGCCCGCCGGAUACGCCGGCCAUACGCGGGCCUCGUGCGGGCUCCUGCUGGCGCCCUCCGGGCCCUUCGGCGGCUGCCACGCCGCAGUGCCACCUCGCAGCUUCUUCGACAACUGUGUGGCCGACAUGUGCCGGGCCCGGGGAGACCCGGCCGUCCUUGUGCCUUGCCAUCCACAGCUAUGUGACCGCCUGCCCAGCUGGUGGGGCCCCGCGUGGGGCCCUGGAGGAGCCCGGCCUUCUGCCGCCAUGCGCUGCCCGAGCAACAGCCACUACCGCCUCUGUGCCCACCCCUGCCCAGCCACUUGCUCGGCUGCUCUGUCCAUCGUCCAACGCCCAGACACCUGCGCCGAGGGUUGCCAGUGUGACUCCGGCUACUUCCCGGCCGGAACCGCCUGCGUCCCCGCCGGUCACUGCAGCUGCUUCCGCCAAGGCCAAUACUUCCCGCCCGGCCAGACCUUCCUGAUCGACCGGUGCUCCCUGGCCUGUGUCUGCCGCCCACCGGUCGGAGUCACCUGCAACCCCCACCGCUGUCCCUUGGGUCAGAACUGCGAAGUCCAGGGUGGCGCCAUGGGCUGCCUGGGGACAGUCCUGCCCUCCAAGCCCCCGCGGCCGCCCCCCUUCCUCCCCACUCCCCUGCCCCGGCGGUGCCCCGCCCACUCGCGUUACUUGCCCUGCGGCCCCGCCUGCCCUGCCACCUGCUCGGACCCGUCGGCGCCCUCCCGCUGCCCACGACCCUGCGUGAGCUCCUGCCAGUGUGUGAGCGGCUACCUGCUGCGAGCCGGCCGCUGCGUGUCCCGGCGCCGCUGCGGCUGUCCUUUCCGAGGCCGCUUCUACCGGCCCGGCCAGGCCUUCUGGACCCCCGGCUGUGGCCAGCGCUGCCUCUGCUCGCCGGAGACGGGGGAGGCGGAGUGCCAGGAGGACACCUGCCCGGGGCACCCGGCCCACUUCGCCCGCCCCGCUCCCCGCUCUGGCCCCGGCGCCCGGGCACGUCACCUGCACGGCCUCCGGCGACUUCCACUACACCACCUUCGGCGGGGCUCACUACGAUUUCUCGGGCACCUGCGACUACCAGCUGGCGGGCAUCUGCGAGGCGGUGCCCGGCCUGCAGCCCUUCCGGGUCACCGUGCGCAACCGCGUGCUACCCGUGGCCUGCGCCCAAGACCCUGGCGGCUCGAGGCCUGCGGCCUGCGGCUGGACAUGAGCCACCGGCGCCCACACCUCAUCCAGGUGAACGGCGUGGCGGUGACCCUCCCCUAUUACCACGGUUCCCGGCUGCGGGCCUACGCCAGCGGAUUCCACCUGCGCGUGGACACGGACUUCGGGCUCUCGCUCAUCUUCGACUGGAGCAGCCUGGUGCUGCUGAGCCUGCCGCCGGCCUACGGGCUGCGCUCCUGCGGGCUCUGCGGGGCCCGGCCCGGCACCCCCCCGGCCGACCUGCCGCUCCUGGCGUCCGCCUGGCUGGUCGGGCGGCCUCCCGGCUGCGGCCCCACCUGCGGAACCCGGUGCCCGCGCUGCCCGGAGGGGGAGCGCACGCUGUACCAGGGCCCGGGGCUCUGCGGGCUGCUCACCGCACCCCUCGGCCCCUUGGCCCCCUGCCACGCCACCGUGGACCCCGCCCCUCACUUUGCCGACUGCCUGGUGGACGUGUGCCAGCACCGGGGCUGCCGCCGAGCGCUGUGCCAGGCCCUGGCCACCUACGUCGUCGCCUGCCAGGCCCGCGGCGUGGCGCUGCGGACCUGGCGGCGGCCGGACUUCUGCCCUCAUCGCUGCCCCCCGCACUCCCACUACGAGCUCUGCAGCGACGGCUGCCCGGUCACCUGCCACGGCCUGGCCCCGCCUCCGGGCUGCGUGUCCCCCUGCCGCGAGGGCUGCGCCUGCGACCCCGGCUACGUGCUGAGCGGCGCCGCCUGCGUCCCCGCCGCCCAGUGCGGAUGCGUGCACGGGGGCCGCUACCACCCGCGGGGGGAGGCCUGCUGCGUGCUGGCCGGGGCCUCCCACUGCCUCACCUUCGACGGCCUCGCCCUGGCCCUGCCCGGCCGCUGCGGCUACACGCUGGCCCGGGCGACGGCGCCCGCCGCCGGGGAGCCCCCGGGCCCGGAGCCGUUCCGCGUGGACGUGGACGAGGACGAGCUGGGGCCGUGGCGAGCGCGGCUCAGGCUGUACGGGCGGGAGCUGGCGGUGGAGCGGGGUCGGCCGCCUGGACGGGAGCGCUGCCACCUGCCCCUGGCGCUGCCAGGCGGCCGGCUGUGGGCCACGGCCGAGGGCCGUCACGUGGUGGUGCAGGCGGCCUGCGGCCUGCGCCUCUUCUUCGACGCGGGCGGCCACCUGCGCCUCACCGUGCCCACCACCUACCCGCGGCCGCCUCGCCGGCCUCUGCGGAACUUCAACGACGAGCGCGCCGACGACCUGCACCUGAGCCCGGCCCGCAGCCCGCGGCCCUCCUGUCCGCCGCACUUGUACGGGGGCGCGGACGCCUGCGGGCUGCUGCGGGCGCCCGACGGGCCCUUCGGCGCCUGCCACGGCCGCGUCAGCCCCGCCGGCUACAUCGCCUUCUGUCUGCAGGACAUGUGCGCGGGGCGCGGCGAGCGGGCCGCCCUGUGCGGGAGCCUCACCGCCUACGCCACCGCCUGCCAGGAGGCCGGCGCCCGGCUUCUGCCCUGGCGGGGCCCGGAGCUGUGUCCCCUGAGCUGCCCAGGCCGGCGGGCCACUACAGUCCUCUGCACGGCGGACCUGCGAUUUCAGCUGCGCCCAGGUGCCCGGCCCGCCCCGCUGCACCCCGCGCUGCCUUGA
This is a messenger RNA of Ornithorhynchus anatinus (platypus), 4218 nucleotides long. Its product is annotated as IgGFc-binding protein-like. The coding region runs from base 310 to 4218 and encodes 1302 amino acids. Gene Ontology annotation, molecular function: protein binding. NCBI's taxonomy places the organism in Eukaryota, Metazoa, Chordata, Mammalia, Monotremata, Ornithorhynchidae. The record is from RefSeq and is a predicted model, not a curated record. The transcript is spliced from 15 exons.